Molecule: messenger RNA, 400 nt
Organism: Trichosurus vulpecula (common brushtail)
Lineage: Eukaryota; Metazoa; Chordata; Mammalia; Diprotodontia; Phalangeridae
Product: myosin regulatory light chain 12A-like
Exons: 1
Coding region: 20-400 (126 amino acids)
Biological process (GO): platelet aggregation
Cellular component (GO): cytoplasm
Molecular function (GO): calcium ion binding
Source: RefSeq, a predicted model, not a curated record
ACCAAGAAGCACCCUCAGCAUGCAACAUCAAAUGUGUUUGCUAUGUUUGAUCAAUCACAGAUUCAGGAAAUUUAAAGAGGCCUUCAAUAUGAUUGAUCAGAACAGAGAUGGUUUCAUUAACCAGAAGGAUUUAUAUGAUAUGUUUGCUUCCUUAGGAAAUAAUCCAACCAAUGAGUAUGUAGAUGCCAUGAUGAAUGAAGCUCCAGGUCCUAUAAAUUUUACUAUGUUCCUCACAAUGUUUGGGGAAAAGUUAAAUGGAACAGAUCCAGAAGAUGUCAUCAGAAAUGCUUUUGCUUGCUUUGAUGAAGAAGCUACAGGCACCAUUCAGGAAGAUUACUUGAGAGAACUGCUGACAACAAUGGGAGACAGGUUCACAGAGGAAGAAGUAAAAAAGCUGUAA